Molecule: messenger RNA, 786 nt
Organism: Perkinsus marinus ATCC 50983
Lineage: Eukaryota; Perkinsozoa; Perkinsida; Perkinsidae
Product: pyruvate synthase subunit porB, putative
Exons: 2
Coding region: 1-786 (261 amino acids)
Biological process (GO): response to oxidative stress
Molecular function (GO): FMN binding; electron transfer activity
Source: RefSeq, a predicted model, not a curated record
AUGGGUCUAGCCGAGGAGGCGCUAUUGGUCUGGAGGCCAUUGAUAUACAAGGAAGGAAGCCGAGCACAGUCCAGGAAGGACAUACAUUUCCACCACACUGCUGAGUGCUACGCUAACACUGGUGGUCAGAAGUCCAAGGCUACUCCCAUCGGUGCUGUUGCCAAGUUCGCGACCAAGGGUCACGAAGUCGAGAAGAAGAAUUUGGCUGAAAUGGCUAUGGAUUAUGGUACUGUGUACGUUGCCAGCGUUUCCAUGGGUGCCAAUUACGAUCAGACCUUGAAGGCUUUCUCCGAGGCCGAGGAUUAUGAUGGUUGCUCUGUUAUCGUGGCUUACUCUCCCUGCAUUGAGCAUAAGAACCUUGAUGCUAUGACCCACACUAUGCAGCAUCAGGCGACCGUUGCUGCUUCCGGCUACUUCCCGAUCUAUCGUUAUAACCCGAUGUUGAAGAGGAUGGGCAAGAACCCCUUCGUUCUUGAUACCAAGAAGCUCACCAUGGGUGUUGAUGCUGUCCUCGACAACGAGAUGCGUUUCGGUGCCUUGAAGAAGCGUGAUGCCGAUUUGUACAAGAAAUACAGGUCUGAGCUUGAUGCUUGGGUCCGUGAACGUUACAGCAAGUACCAGAGAUGGGCUGCUUUGGGUCACGAAGAUAUCUCUAAUGGUGUUCCGCUGACUCUUCUGUACGGCACCGAGACCGGUACUACCGAGGCCUUGGCUUAUCGUGUUGCUGAACUGGCCCGUCAGCGUGGUUACGCUGUGAGGUCAUGGAGUGCGAUGAGAUGGACGUGA